CCAGCCAAUGAGGCUUCUGGAGGGUAGAUUUGAAAGGCGAAAGUCUUCAGUCUGCGGCGCGACAGCGAUGGGGAAGGAGGUGCGUGCAGCCCGCAGGCUUAUGGUGUGACUUGCCUUAUACAGCAAUACAGAGGGAGAGAAGAGAGAUUUUCAGGUAUCUUGACGCUGGAGCUGUACUAAUUUGGGGGACAAGCUUUCUGGCUUUUUCUUCCUGUGGGGGGCUUGCAAUCUGAAGCCAAGCAAGAAACUGAACCGUUGUCACCCCCAGGAUGGCAAAUAAGGAAAAUGUGAGCAGUAUCUACAGCAGCCUUUCCAAAUUUAAAAGCCAGACAGACUCUCAGCGAGUUCCCUAUAAGGAUACCAGCAGUGCAUACAGCACCCCUUCUGGAUCGCUUCUGGCGCAAAGGGCUCUUACUAAUAGCAUAAAACAGGGUUUGAAGAUGUCCAGUGCACAAAACCCAGCUGUUGCAGGCCGAGUACCUGUUGAGUCUACUUCCAACGCUCUUCCGGCACAGGAAGCAUCAGAGACAAAGCGCGAGUUCACCAUUGAAGACUUUGAGAUUGGGCGGCCUCUGGGCAGAGGGAAGUUCGGCAACGUCUACCUCGCCCGGACGAAAGAAACCAAGUUCAUAGUAGCUCUCAAGGUGCUCUUCAAGUCCCAAAUGGAGAAGGAAGGCGUGGAGCACCAGCUGCGGAGGGAAAUUGAGAUACAGUGUCAUCUCAGGUACUGGGAAGAGCCAAUCUUUGGGAUUCCAGGCGAUUUUGGCUGGUCGGUACAUGCCCCCUCACUCAGGAGAAAGACCAUGUGUGGAACUCUGGACUACUUGCCGCCGGAGAUGAUUGAAGGCAAAGCCCACGACGAGAAGGUGGACCUCUGGUGCAUCGGGGUGCUGUGCUACGAGUUCCUAGUGGGGCACCCGCCCUUUGAGAGCUCUUCCCACUCCGGGACCUACCGCCGCAUUGUCUCGGUUGAUCUCAAGUUUCCGCCAUUUGUCACAGAUGGGGCCCGGGACUUGAUUACGAAGCUACUGCGCCAUAAUCCGUCAGAACGGUUAUCACUCCAGGCUGUGAUGGACCACCCUUGGGUGAAAGCCAACUCAAAGCGGGUGCUGCCUCCAGUCUUCAACCCUGUGCCCAUGAACUAGUUCUGUGUAUAUAACUGAAUUGUGCCAAUAUUCCAUUUGACCAUUGCCUGGAAAAAAUUUAAUAUGGGGGGAGGCAGGGACGAAGGGUAUUCUCCUACAGAAACUUAAAAGUCUUUUGCACACUGUUUCUGAUUACAUGCUUGACACUGUACAUAUUGGAAACCUGGCCUUCAACUAGAGUUGCAGAGUUUGACUGCAAGUGGAGAUUAAGUCUCAUUUUCAAUAAGCCUGCACUGGCUCAAACUAUACUAAGAUUGGUGUUAUCUUCCUGUAUAUAUUUCUUACAGUGACUUCUGUGAUUUUAAU
Messenger RNA from Pogona vitticeps (central bearded dragon), 1451 nucleotides. Lineage: Eukaryota; Metazoa; Chordata; Lepidosauria; Squamata; Agamidae. The record is from RefSeq and is a predicted model, not a curated record.